Molecule: messenger RNA, 4048 nt
Organism: Orbicella faveolata
Lineage: Eukaryota; Metazoa; Cnidaria; Anthozoa; Scleractinia; Merulinidae
Source: RefSeq, a predicted model, not a curated record
GCGCGCUUUCAUUUGAUUAUUAUAUAAUACAAUUUACGACAGGCCUGACUUCAUAGCUAUAUUGAAGACGUUAAUGCAAUUUAUAACAGCACUGCUAGAGGCUGUAAACAGUACAGCGUUGUUUUAGCUUGUGAUUAAAAAAGGACAUAACUUUUUUCCCAAUUGCUGCUCCCGGGUACGCCUCAUUUCCUGGCGCGGAUCGAGUCUGAAAAAAAUUAAAGUUUGCACUUCUUUGUUGUCGGAGAUUCACAUAAGAGUGCUUUAAACACUGAAUAAUGCUGUCGACUUUCUUUAAUCUGAUAGUUAACAACCAGGCGAAGUUUUUGGCCUCUCGGUAAAGUAUUUGCCCCUGCAUCCCAUCAGGUUCUACACACGCUAGUGUUCUUCGUGUUCUUGAAUAGUUUAGACAAUAAGCUGUUUUCAUUUGAGUGUCGAAGAUAAUUCGCACGUGGUUAGUUUGGUUUGAUACAUUACUAUGUUUAGUGAUUGGUUCAAAAUGCCAGCGCUACUUGCCUAACCAAUCAAACGUUUUUACGAUGGAUGGUGUGUCCUUUGUGAUUGGCCAGAGUGAUUACAGCGGUGGUUUCAGUUGUUUUACGACACUCAAUUGAAAACUAUUCUAUAAUUUCUCCGGCGGUCUGUGAGAUUUGAUUCACAGUACUAACACAUUAGGUUCAUCACAUGCUUUCUUAUUCCAAGCCCAGUAAUAAUGAAAUUCAAUGUCUUUCUCCUAUCCCAGCCGUGUAUGCGAGGAACCUGACUUAUAUUUCACUUCUUUUACUGCAUUCAUACGGAUUUCCACAUAAUAUAUCACUUCCGAGGCUGAUAAUAAAGUGCUAAACUGAUUAUUCUCAGCCAAUCAAAGAUGCUCAUUAAAAAUACGAAAAGCCAGCAGGUGAUGACUUCAACCAAUCACGAACUGAGUGAGACUUGUUAUAUUUUUCUCUGGUUUUCAGUAAUGUAAAUUAAAGUAUAUCUCUCUGAAUUCUAAUGAGUUUUCAGUCGUGUAUUUUAUAAGAGAUCGGUAAGAGAUCCAUAUUACUGUUAAAUAUCGAACAUUUUUUUCUGUUUAGAACUAGAUAUUUUGUUGUACGCUUUUUGUUUGAAGGGACCGCUGUUUAUUUCUGUUUAUUGUGACAAAACUGAAAGGAUGAGCGAGCUUAUAUCUACGGCUCCCCUGUACACGAAAGAUCGAGUGCAUCUCACCAAGAUAGGAAACAUUCUGUGCACUGGAAAAGGUUGUAUCGGUUGUGACAGGAAAUACCAGACUGGUGAGCAGGAUUUUUCGGAAAUUCUCGGCGAUGUCGACUCAGUGGAUUUUAGCAAACAAGAGCCACGUUUUACCUCAAACCUUGAUGGAUUUCCGCUUAAUCGCCAAGAGAAAAGUAACCGUCGGCAUGGCAACACAACCCAGGCUACAUGGGGUAAAAACAAGAAGGGAAAAUUUUGUAGGAGAGCCACAAAACUUCCCGCGAAAGAACAAAAUGUUGUCAGAGGUAAUACGGUGAAAGGGACGAAAGGGACAGACGUGCUGUCGCUCAAGAAGAAAAUUAAUCGAGCAGAUUCAACUGUUAUUCAUAGUGACAAUGAUCAGGCUAAAAGGUAUUGUCAUGGAGUAAGUAUGAAGACCGCUCCUCAGACGAAACUCAAAAUACAAAGAAAAAAUAAAUCGGUAUCUUUUGCGGCUCCUCUCGUCAAACAAGAGACGUUUACCAUUGAAGAAAAUACUGGAAAAUCAGCGGAAAAAAGUCUUCUAGACCUAAAACCUAAACAAAUAACCGCCGCUCAGCAAUUGCGUUGUUUUCACGGAAGAUUGAAAACUUAUCCACCGUUCGAGGAAAAGAAGACAAAUUUUUUACAAAUGCUUCAUAACAGCAGUGUAGGGAUAUUCGAUAUUGAAUCAAUGCAGAACAAAAAAUCGUCCAAGUGGGUGCAAGAAGUCUUGAAAUCAGGUUCAAAAGAAGAAGAAUUAUUCCCACAAAUACAUAGCAAGAUAACAGGAGGAAGUGAUUUCAAAAGGACUGCAAAAAUUGCGAGUGAACAAAGAAGCACACGCAAAGGAAGCCACAAAAAAGAAAGCGCUAAGGAGAAGAAGUUACCAAAAGCAUCUCCAAGAGAGAGCUUUGCUCCAGUAGAUGACAGUUCCUCUGUUCUUGUCUUUGAACAUGAACACGAAGAAACAAAAGCAAAAGAUGAAAGUCUUCAUAAACUCGGUUUUAAAGCACAACGGAGUGAAAGAACUAAGAGUUUUCCUGACGUUUCAAUAUUGGAAAUCGCCGAUUGUCUCGAAGAGUUUGUUCAGUUGGGAGUUAUAAAACUGAUCAGUCAGGAACAUGCAAAUCGCUGGUGUGUUUUAGUGCGCAGCAGAAUUAUUCGUGAUUAUCUUAUACAAAGUGGUGUUACCUUGCGCGGUAAGAGAUUCGAACUGCUUGAUUAUACUGCUGCUAAAUGACAAUGUUCAAAAUUAUAAUUUUCACUUAGAAGCAUGCUCUAACGGUUCAUUUUGCGUUUUUGAAAUGAGGUUACUGGGCUAUAAUUUACGAUCAGUGGUAUUCUCAGCUUAGGAAUCCUUGCAAGCCAAUAUCAUAAUAUCACUAAGGGGCUUCAAGGCCCCGUUGUUUUACCUUGAAUGCAUUAUUUUUAUGAUCAGGCUUGAUCAGGAAAUGGAUUGUUAUAAAUCUUUCCUAUAUAAAGCAAGCGACAAAAUGGUUGGAAACCAGAUCAAUUUGACAAAGAGAUUCCAUGUUGCUGUGAGUCUGUUCAGUAAUAGAACGCAGAUGACGUCAAAAUGUGGUAAGAACAAAAAUAUGGCACACGAAGCGAUAGCUGAGUGUGUCACUGAUGUCCUUACCAUAUUUUGACUACUUUUGUGAUCUGUUACUGAACAGAUGCAUAGCAACAUGAAAUCUGUCUGUGGUAUAUAAUAAAAAGAAACAAAAAAGAAUGUCAAUGACGUCAUCUCUACGUCUGUUCUAUAAAAAUACAAUAAUAAUUAUGACUUAUUAUAUAAAACCUUUGUAGUGCAUGCUAACUGCAGACUAGCUCAUCUCUGUUUGAAAAUGCAAAUCGUAAUUUAUAUCAUAGACAAAUCCCAAAGCAGCAAAGAUUAAAAGAUUACUCUUUCAAAUAUAACACGAAAGUGCAAAAAGGUUGAGAACAUUAUUAUGAUUAAUUGUGAUCCCACAUAGACAGGGGGGUAGGCAGACCCCACCUUUCUUUUCUAGCCCCAUCCUGUUCUGCAAAGGGUCAAUUUUUAUUCCGUUGGGCACUUUUUUUCUAUCCGGGCCCGCCCAAUCUUUUUUGCCCUGUCGGACCCCCACCUUGUAUAGAAUCUGGUUCCGCUUCUGAAAGGCCGUGGUGAUAAACAAUUUCACACAAAUAUCGAAUCGCUUCCUGGCCAGGAUGGAGAUAGAAUUUGUGUUUCCGAUGGACUAACGUUGGACGUUUAGACGCAGCAGGGGUCUCUACUUUUCUAACUUAUCACAGUGGCCGUUUUUAUACCAUUACAGAAAGAUAAUUCGUCUCAGAAUGUAGUUAUUUUCAGAACUUCCGUCUCCAAUGUGGACCAGUGUGAAAACGGGCAAUAAAAAAUCCUACCAGCAUCAGAACCUGUAAUUUCAUUUGCUUCCUUUUCCAAGGUUCAGUGUUUGUGUUUUUUGUUCUAUUGUUCUCUCAACCAAUCAUGCUAAGCCUUUCGAGAGGUGCCUGGCGCCUACCAACACUGGAACCUGGUGAAGGGUUUAUCCAUGAAAUGUUUAUUUUUCAUGCAGCAGUUUCAGAUUUUCCGAUAUGUUUUUGAUUACGGUAACUCUGACUAAACUGGAUGAAACAAAAGACUUCUCUUUAGUCUGUUUAGAUACAGCUUAUCUCGGGUCUAUCUAAGUGUUGAUUCUUGUUUAUUUAUUUAUUAAAAAAAAAAAAACAUUGGAAAGCAAUUUCGGAGUUAUGCCUGCAUGUAUCUUUAGAAUUUUCAUUACUUCAUCGCCUGACGUUAGAAUUUUCAGACUAGCCACGAACAAUGUAUUAUCACAAGUCACUGUCAGCUUUU